AAGCCUUCCCAUUUCGGAACCCUAUAUUCCUCUUCCCUCGAGCCAAAACCCUCCUCGCUUUUGGCAAAUUCCGGUCUCUCCCAAAAUCGCCCUACUAGCUCACUUGCACCAUCACUAUCAACCUCCAAACCCUUUGUCCUCGCACCUAGCGCUGAUUCCCGUGUCGUCACCUAGUCCAUGUCUUGAUCUAUCUUACAAGGACGCAGCACGAUCUACCAUCGGCCAUCCCAAAAGCUCGCGAAAAGGUGGAUCGGAGACAUGGAAAGCGGCCGCUUCCUCAUGAAGCAUCAUCGCAGGAAACGGAGAGGGAGGACGAUUUCGCCUCCUACGAGUCCUCCCUCUCCGAGACCGACGUCUCGGCAAUGGUCUCGGCUCUGAGCCAGGUCAUUUCCACCAGUGACGACACCCCGAGCUCGACCGACCAUCCGGCAGCGCCGGUGCAAGAGGAGCAUGGGGACCCUCCUCAGCGAGCUCCGGAUCAAGAGAGUGUUAGGAAAAAGCACUAUAGAGGAGUAAGACAAAGGCCAUGGGGAAAAUGGGCAGCGGAGAUACGCGACCCCAAGAAAGCAGCCCGUGUUUGGCUCGGCACUUUCGAGACCGCCGAGGAUGCGGCCUUGGCAUAUGAUCGGGCAGCUCUCAAGUUCAAAGGCACCAAGGCUAAGCUCAAUUUCCCCGAACGAGUUCAUGGCAACCCCGAUUACACCUCAUACUCUAAUCCAAGUUGCCAAAACCCGGGCGCCCAUGUUGAACAAAUCAAUCCUCAGCCGACACCUUUUACUCCAUAUCCGCAAGCGGCUUUUCCAGACCUGGCUCAGUAUGCACAGCUUCUAUCGAGUACAGAUGUUGAUUUUCCUUAUCAUGUUUCGAAUCUCUAUGGCCAAGAACCUUUUGGUUCGCAACAAACGUCAUCGACAUCGUCUUCUACAAUUAGCUCAUCGCCCUACCACUACAACCAGCAGCAGCAACAACAGGAGCAGCCAAAUGAGCCAUCAAGGACUUCUUCUUCUUCUUCCUACUUUGGAUGGUCACCAUUUCAAGGAUACGGCGAUGGAUUUGAUCCAAGGAAUCAAGGGCAAUAGCAUCAUCCUCAACCUCUUUGCCCUUUAAUUUUUUCCAGGAGAAAAUAUUGUAUGAUUGAGCCUUAUGUUAUAAAUAGGGUACCAUCACCGUGGGGAUUUUGGAAGACCCAGUUAAUGUAAAGAGCUUCGAAGAGUGUUUUCUUCUUAAAUUUGGAAGCUCUAUAUAUGUAUUGGAUUUGGCGCUUAUUGGGAGGGUUUCCCAGCUGAAGUUAUUUGCAAUCAUCUGGGAGAUGAUCUUAUGUCCCAUAUGCACAUUUGGGACAUGUAAGAGAUUGUACUUUAUCCUUCAUACGUUAGUCCAUCCUCAACUAUAUGUAA
This is a messenger RNA of Rhodamnia argentea, 1397 nucleotides long. RefSeq names its product ethylene-responsive transcription factor ERF113. The record is from RefSeq and is a predicted model, not a curated record. The coding region runs from base 363 to 1079 and encodes 238 amino acids. Gene Ontology annotation, biological process: regulation of DNA-templated transcription; ethylene-activated signaling pathway. The transcript has 2 exons. Gene Ontology annotation, molecular function: DNA-binding transcription factor activity; DNA binding. Lineage: Eukaryota; Viridiplantae; Streptophyta; Magnoliopsida; Myrtales; Myrtaceae.